AUGACCACGGAACCAACUAUGGCCGCCAAGUGCACGGCGGAGUUCGUGGGCACCUUCCUUCUGAUCUUCACUGUGGGCUGCAACGUGCUGGGCGGUUCCGCCACCUGGGCUGGAGUGUCCAUCGCCUUCGUUCUGAUGGUGUGCAUCUACGCGCUGGGUGGCAUCUCGGGCGCCAACUUCAACCCGGCUGUGUCGGUGACGCUGGGCAUCUCUCGUGCCAUGGGUGGCCCGGGCUUGGACUGGAAGACCGUCGGCAUCUAUGCUGGUGUGCAGACGGCUGCAGGCAUCGCGGCCGCCAUCUGCUACUCUUUGCUCUUCGGGCAAAGCUUCAACUUGGCCCCAGCCAAGGGCUUCUCCUGGUACCACGCUGGUCUCUGCGAGCUCCUCUACACCUUCAUGCUCACCUUCGUGGUCAUGAAUGUCGCUGCUGCCAAGAAGAAUGUGGGGGAGAAGAACCAGUACUAUGGAAUGGCCAUCGCCUUCACCGUGGUGGCAGGCGCCUAUGGUGCCGGUGCCGUCUCUGGUGGCUGCUUCAACCCUGCGGUGGCUUUGGGCAUCGAUGUGUCCAGUGCAGGACGCGGCUUCGGCUGGUCCAUCGCCUACGUGAUCUUCGAGCUGCUUGGCGCCGCCAUGGCGGCUGCCCUCUUCAAGGUGGUGCGCCCGGAAGAUUUCGGUGGUGAGAAGAGCCAGGUGACCGAGCUGGUGAGCGAGUUCUUGGGCACUUACAUGCUGGUUCUGACUGUGGGCCUCAACGUGCUUGGCAGCUCCAAGGCAGCCGCCUUCUCCAUUGCCGCUGGCCUCACCUCCAUGAUCUAUGCCUUGGGCGAUGUCUCCGGCGCCCACUUCAACCCGGCCGUCACCGUCGCAAUCCUUGCCUCGGGCCGCUGCCCCGAGCUGACCCCUGCCAAGGCCGGGACGUAUGCAGGAGUUCAGAUUGCGGGAGGCAUCGCGGCGGCGCUGACCUACGCCUUCAUCUACCAGGGUGCUACCUUUGGCCUGGGACCCGUUGGCUCCAGCACCUGGGCAGGCGUGUCCGUGGCAGAGAUCGUCUACACCUUCGUGCUCUGCUUCGUGGUGCUUUGCGUCGCCGUCUCCGAGCGCACCAAGGCUUCCCACCUCUUCGGUCUCGCCAUCGGCUCCUGCGUCACCGUCGGCGGCUUCGCCAUUGGCGGCAUCUCCGGCGGAUCCCUCAACCCGGCCGUGUCGUUCGGCAUUGCCACCUCCCACAUCUUGAACGGCGGACGCUUCUACCAGGCCCUUCUGUACACCCUCUUGGAGCUUGCCGGAGCGACGGCUGCUGCGGGUGUCUUCAAGGUUACUCACGAGGUGGAGAUGGACCCAGCCGCCGGGAAGGACGAGAAAGCGGCAGCCAUGACCACGGAACCAACUAUGGUCGCCAAGUGCACGGCGGAGUUCGUGGGCACCUUCCUCCUGAUCUUCACUGUGGGCUGCAACGUGCUGGGCGGUUCCGCCACCUGGGCUGGAGUGUCCAUCGCCUUCGUUCUGAUGGUGUGCAUCUACGCGCUGGGCGGCAUCUCGGGCGCCAACUUCAACCCGGCUGUGUCGGUGACGCUGGGCAUCUCUCGUGCCAUGGGUGGCCCGGGCUUGGACUGGAAGACCGUCGGCAUCUAUGCUGGUGUGCAGACGGCUGCAGGCAUUGCGGCCGCCAUCUGCUACUCUUUGCUCUUCGGGCAAAGCUUCAACUUGGCCCCAGCCAAGGGCUUCUCCUGGUACCACGCUGGUCUCUGCGAGCUCCUCUACACCUUCAUGCUCACCUUCGUGGUCAUGAAUGUCGCUGCUGCCAAGAAGAAUGUGGGGGAGAAGAACCAGUACUAUGGAAUGGCCAUCGCCUUCACCGUGGUGGCAGGCGCCUAUGGUGCCGGUGCCGUCUCUGGUGGCUGCUUCAACCCUGCUGUGGCUUUGGGCAUCGAUGUGUCCAGUGCAGGACGCGGCUUCGGCUGGUCCAUCGCCUACGUGAUCUUCGAGCUGCUUGGCGCCGCCAUGGCGGCUGCCCUCUUCAAGGUGGUGCGCCCGGAAGAUUUCGGUGGUGAGAAGAGCCAGGUGACCGAGCUGGUGAGCGAGUUCUUGGGCACUUACAUGCUGGUUCUGACUGUGGGCCUCAACGUGCUUGGCAGCUCCAAGGCAGCCGCCUUCUCCAUUGCCGCUGGCCUCACCUCCAUGAUCUAUGCCUUGGGCGAUGUCUCCGGCGCCCACUUCAACCCGGCCGUCACCGUCGCAAUCCUUGCCUCGGGCCGCUGCCCCGAGCUGACCCCUGCCAAGGCCGGGACGUAUGCAGGAGUUCAGAUUGCGGGAGGCAUCGCGGCGGCGCUGACCUACGCCUUCAUCUACCAGGGUGCUACCUUUGGCCUGGGACCCGUUGGCUCCAGCACCUGGGCAGGCGUGUCCGUGGCAGAGAUCGUCUACACCUUCGUGCUCUGCUUCGUGGUGCUUUGCGUCGCCGUCUCCGAGCGCACCAAGGCUUCCCACCUCUUCGGUCUCGCCAUCGGCUCCUGCGUCACCGUCGGCGGCUUCGCCAUUGGCGGCAUCUCCGGCGGAUCCCUCAACCCGGCCGUGUCGUUUGGCAUUGCCGCGGCUAACAUCCUCAACGGUGGCGUGUUCUACAAGGCUUUCAUCUACUCUGCCCUCGAGCUGAUUGGUGCGGCGGCAGCUGCUGGCGUCUUUAUGGUCACCCAUGAGGUUGAGACCGCCGUGGCCGAGAAGAAGGAAGUGGACGCCUGA
Messenger RNA from Symbiodinium sp. CCMP2592, 2739 nucleotides. Lineage: Eukaryota; Dinophyceae; Suessiales; Symbiodiniaceae. The record is from the annotation of a GenBank genome assembly.